Messenger RNA from Nomia melanderi (Alkali bee), 6113 nucleotides. Lineage: Eukaryota; Metazoa; Arthropoda; Insecta; Hymenoptera; Halictidae. The record is from RefSeq and is a predicted model, not a curated record.
UUUCAAGUUUUCGUAAUCACAAAAUAUUUAAAUAACCAAAUUUUCGUAAUUUUAUUUUAGAAAUAUAUUAACUUUAUUUUAUAAAUACUUUACAGUUUCAAAGGACAAAAGUGAGUCAAAUCUUAAUUUCUCCUGCGUGUUUUUGUUGAUACUUAGUUUCAUUUAUCGACUGAAUUCAUGAUUAGAUGCACAAUCGUAUUCCUUGAUUUUAUAAAAAUUUUGAUAUGAUUGUACUUCAAUAUGGCGAACCGCGACAAAGGACGCAGAAAGUGGGGAGAAUUUUUACAAGAUAAUACUAAAUCAGAAAAGGAUAGAACAAUAGGAAUGCGAGGUGGAGGAAACAGAGCUUCUCAAGCUUUGUACAGGCCUGGAAGUGGACCUCUUCGAAAGUCGGGUAGAUCCACAGAUGAUUUAGAGAAUGAGAAUAUCUCAUUGGAGAAACCUAAACCAAGCUCCGUCCAACAUCGUUUGAAACAGUCACAGCUAAACAGAUCUAACCAAUCUUCUAAUAGUCCACCAUCAUCUCAAGUUGAACAUGUAACAGAGAAAUUGAAUGAUUUAAACAUUAACCAUAGAUCUACCGCAGACAUUGAACAGGCACAAGGUUCUUCACAAAAUAGUAAUUCUGGAGAUUCAAGAAGAAAAUCUAAAAAGCCAGAGCAACCAUUGUAUGUACCUAAGAAAGUUAAAGAAGCAUUGGCUGAACAGGAUAUUUCAAAUAGAUCAUCCAAUCAAGGGGCCUGGGAUCGAGAUCAAGACGGAGAACAUAGUGAAGACCGUGAUUCUCAUUCCAAUCGUAGCCAUAAAAGUGAUAGUCAUCGUAACCGGUCGGGUGGUCGUGGUGGCCGAGAUAAUGAUAAUGGUAAUAGAGGCAGAGAUGAUCAUGGGAAAAGAUAUUCGGGUAAUCGUCGAAAUCGUCAUGGCAAUGAGAAUGAAGAACGUUGGCGAUCUGAUUCUCCUCUAUCUAAUAGAAGUUUUGGAAAUCGAAAAGAUAAUUCCCGUGAAGUUAGACAGGGUUCUGAACCUCUUUUUGCAACAAUGAACCAGGUCAAUGAUUUUAAUCGUACUAGAGAUACACGUAGCGUAGAACCAGAAAAGUUUCAAGGCAAACCACCUACAGGCAAAUGGGGUGGUCCAAAAGAUAGUUUACCUAAAAAUAUAAAAAUAGAGCACUUACCACCUCGGUUACAGAAGAAAUAUCUUAUGGAUAAUGGUUUACCAUUACCACCAAACAAUUCAUCGCCUGCAGAAGAUACAUGGAAUGGCAGUAGUAUUACAUUUCAGGGAUCAUCAAGUUAUAAUUAUCCACCUGCAAUGCAGCAUUCACAGACUAUGCAAAAUUUACCACCAUCUGGCCCAUUACCUCCACAACCUAGCUGGUCCAAUACAGUUCCAGCACGAAGUAGAGGUAGAGGUAGACUCAGACCUGAAGAAAUAGAGAGUUCAACAAAUAUUUUCAGGUGUGUUACACCUGAUCAGUAUUCAGCUCCAAGCUCCAGAUCUCAUACACCAAGUCAAGAAUAUAUGCAAAGGUCUUAUGAUCGUCGUGGUAGCAAUAGCACUAUGUAUACUAGUAUGGAAAGUUUAAGUCGUGCUGAUAGUUCAAUGAUGCUACCACCACCGUCAGUGUCACCCGUUACUUCAACAUCCAGUGCAAAUAAACGUCACAGUUCACCCGAUAGUCAUCGUCGGGGAGUAUCACCACCUUCAGCUUUCCAUCGUACUCAAACGCAACGGCAAAAUAAUAAUGCAUCCGAUCGUAAUACAGCACUAGAAAAGAAAAAUAGUUUACAGAAUUUAGGUGUUAGUCCAACAAAAAAUGAAACCAUCCAUAUUUUGGAUUGGAAUGAAGAAGUUGAAUUGCAUGAAAAAUUGGAAGCUGAACGUGCGAGCCGCAGUUCUUCUGUAUUAAUUUAUUAUUUGAGUAGUAGCAGGGAUAAAGCUCGAGUUAAUAGUCGCGAUCGACAAAACAAUCAGCAAAACAGAGAAAACGACAACUACAACAACAAUCAAAAGAACAAUAAUAGUAGUAGAAGAUAUGAUCACAGAAGGCAUCGCAAUAUUAUACAACAUAGUCGGGAAUCUAGUAAAGAUAGGAAUUAUCGUAGCAGUAGUAGAAAUUUCGAUGAUCUUCACAGACAUAGAACAUCUGAUCGAUACUUAGAUGAAAAUUGGAGAACUGGAAGAAAAAUGUCAGUUUGUGAUUCCGAUGACGGACGACAUACACCGAAUGUUUCCUCUCAUUCUGGUCCUCAAUCAAAUACCGCUUUGAAUUUGACAUCGCAUCAAACCUCUCCUAGUGGUUAUAGUAACUCUCAGCCACCGGGCGUGUUAGUGUUACCAGAUACCAGUCAAUCUCCGCCUAAUCAUUCAGUUUCCAGACAACAAGGAAUGCAGCAACAAAGAACAUUAUUCAAUCACAACAAUCCUAAUAAACCUAUUGUUGUUCCUUCACCUAAUAGUAGAGCUGCAGUACAAAGAGAGAAUGAUAGCUCAUGUCAAAGUUCCAAUGUCCCAGUGUUCCAAUCUCAUGGAGGUAUUACUUCACCACAUCAUAGUUUUCAAGGUGCGCACUUAGAUGGUGUACCACCCCCAUAUAUGCCGAAUGACCAGUUUGGAAGUACAAGACCUUCGUGGUACGAUCCUUACUCGGAUAGUUUUCGAUCAGCUAAAAAUCCUUACUUACUUUUGGACAUAGAACGUGCUGAUUUAGAAUUGCAAUGGAUACUAAGUUCUGGUGGAUUCACGGCAAACUGGGAAAGGGUUUUAUACAUAAGACACUUCUUGCAAGAAAGCUUGAAAACUUUGCUAGAAACUGAUAUCAAAUUUUGUCAAGCUGAGAAUGUCGAGCAACACUUUUGGAAGAUACUUUUUUAUAAUAUGAUUGAGAUGUUACGGAAAGGCAUGCCUAAAGAAAGUUCUGAAGGUAGAGAGCAUUACAAGAAAAUAAUGUUAAAGAUCAUUGACGAGGGGACCGUAUAUUUGGAAAGUUUGUUAACUGUUCUUGAAAAGAAAUAUGACUUUAAAUUGGACAUGUUCCUUGCAUCAUCGACUCUUCCGAAAGGACUUGGAAUCUUAGGCUUGGCGUUAGUAAGCGCGCAAAAGAUAUAUCUAUUUUUGGGUGACUUGGCGAGAUACAGAGAACAAGCUAAUGAAACGAAUAAUUAUGGAAAAUCUAGGCAGUGGUAUUUGAAAGCGCAACAACUUAAUCCAAAGAAUGGAAGGCCAUAUAAUCAACUUGCCUUGUUAGCUCAUUACGCUCGACGAAAAUUGGAUGCAGUAUACUAUUAUAUGAGGUCUCUUAUGGCAUCGAAUCCAUUUCAGUCUGCGAGGGAAAGCUUAAUAGCGCUUUUUGAUGAAAAUAGAAAAAAGUAUCUACAUUAUUAUGAGUCAACGGAACGAAAACGAAAAGAAGAGAGGGAAUGGAAGGAAAGGGCCAGGAUGAAAGAAAAAGAAGGAGCAAAUAAUAUUGGGGGUGGAUUAAGGAGGGAAAUUUGGGUUCAUCCUGGAGGUAGACGAGUUCGUCGUACAACUACUGCAGCCACUGCCAAUGAAGCGAGAUUAUCUCAUAGUGAUUUAGAAGAACUGGCGCAACUAAGUAGUGUUGAGGUGAACAAGAGGUUCGUCACGUCUUAUCUACACGUUCAUGGAAAGCUGAUCAACAAAAUAGGAAUGGAGACGUUCCAGGAGGCCGGGGUUCAAAUGCUGAAGGAAUUCAGAGCGCUGCUGCAACAUUCACCGUUGCCGCUUCCUGGGACGCGGCUACUUCAACUGCUGGCCCUGAAUAUGUUCGCCAUCGAGUCGACGCAGCUCAAAGAUGCCCAAAUGGAGCAGGGGUACCGGUCCGAGGUCCAAGAAAGGGCACUGGUUGUAUCCUUGCAGAUGUUCAAUCUGAUUUUAGAACGUGGCGUGUCCUUGCUCAAGUCUCAGUUGGACAGCGGCGAAGAGCCGAGGAUGGUUGUUAGCGACGACAUGCAAGUCCUUUUACCAGCUAUCAAGAUUUGGUGCGAUUGGAUGCUCUGCCACAGCACCGUUUGGAAUCCGCCGCCAUCUUGUACGGACUACAGAGUAGGCCCCCCCGGAGACGCCUGGAGCAGGCUUGCUACAAUGGUGAACCUGCUGGAAAAGUUGAAUUAUUCCAGAUCGAUCUUGAUCCAGGCCAAGGACGCGGAGAGUCGCGAGGACGAACUCGAAUUGGUUAAAUUACCGGAAGACACGACUUUGGCAGGAUUUACGCCGCUAAUGUCGAAUCCUCAGGAUCCCUGCUACGCCGAGAAGACCGAGGACAUGGAAACAGCGCAAGUGUGUCUCAGGAUAAACAAGAUUUUGUUCUUCGGGCAAGUUUACCUGUGCGGACUCGAGACGCCGGUGUUGAAAUUACAGAAGAGCGAGAACGGCGACAGUGAAUAUGUCUCCGUGGUGGAAGCCUCGAGCACGAGCACCCCUAGCUCACCCCCGGAACAGAGCGACUCGGAGCUUCUGGUGGAAAGUUACAGCGAGGGUGAAGACGAGCCAGUGUCAUCCACCCUGAGGAGAUUACCUUCCUGUUCGGAUGUACCUGACGAUGGCACCACGCCGGUCAACGUGGUCGAAAUAAGGUCGCUGAUCGAGAGGAAAGAGGAACUGGAGAGACGCCAGCGGAAGCAGGAUCGUCAUCGGCAACGGGUACAGCAAAUUCUGCAAAAGUCUUCGGUAUCCGUGGAAAUUGAAGUGAGACCAAGACAAUUGGUACCGGAUACUAAUUGCUUCAUCGACUACCUGCCGCAGUUGCAGAAUAUCACGAAGGCGAUUUCCGGGGCGCAGCCGAUCUACACGCUCAUGGUGCCGCUCGUAGUUUUAAACGAGCUCGAGGGUUUGGCUAGGGGCGCAGACGCCCGGGACUGUCCUCCAGCCUCUAGGGCGGCGCUGGAUCCGGAGCACGUGGCCAGGGUGGCUGAGAGCGCGAAAGCGGCACUGAAUUUCGCCAGAAGCAGGAAUCCAGCUAUCCGGUGCUUAACCACGAGAGGAACUGUCCUUACAUCUAGCACUUUCACCGUCGAGGAGGAUGUUGACAAGGACGGGUUGACAAGAAACGAUGACAGAAUACUGGCUACGUGCUUGAGCCUCUGCAAAACGGGUAACAAAGAUCAAGCAAACGCAGAAGAGGGUCAACCGCGGCGUCUGCGAAGGGAGGUGGUCCUGCUGACGGAGGACAGGAACCUGAGGGUGAAGGCUUUGGCGAGGGACGUGCCCGUCAGAGAGGUGCCCGACUUCAUGCAAUGGGCCGGCCUCGGCUGAGACGUUUACCCGACCAGACCCACCCGCUAACGAAAAAUCUCCCGUUACCCCCGCCGAGACAAUUUCGACCAGCAAAAAGCAGCAAACAGCAGCAAACCGCAGCAGCAGCCGCAGCCGCAGCCGCAGCAUCAUCAGCAACACCUAGUAAGACCGAAAGGAAAGCACGAAAGAUGAACAGAGGGAAAAGAAAAAAGACUCGGGAAGAGGAUGUCUCGUGAGUAGAUGUUAAAUCGUGUGCUCCCCUUAAAGAAUCGUGACCGAUCAGCUGUCACGCGUGAAAAGUUUCACUCUGUACACUCAGAAACACGAUCGCACACACAUACACGUAUACACACACACAUACACAAACACAAAGCAACAAACACGCUCGCGAGCUCUUCUCAGCUGGGCGAGGACAACGGCGGCGGUGUCGCGUCAUUAUUCCACGAUGAUGUCACUUAACCCUCGAACGAACCGCAACACACGAAAUCACGGAUCAUUCGGAAAAGAUUGUGUGCGCGAGACACAAGCGAGGUUUAGCGUCUCAUCUCCAACACGAAGAAUUCAUGAAACAGACAACAACAACAACAACAACAAAAACAACAACAGCAACAACAAGAGAAAAAAGAGUAACGAAAAUUCGGGACAGCGGAGAAUCGUCUAGGACCGUUCUCAUCCCUCGAGAGUUUAUAGCAGUCGGUCCAGCUAGGACGCGCUUCUCGCGCGAGAUUCGAGGGCGGAAAUCGAGAUGAUAGGGUUACGAAUCGACGAAAGAAGAGAACGGACGAUGAUGUUAGUUCACUGAUGUUUCUUUGUUCCGCGAAUUAGAUGGUAAACGGUGACUAACUGUUUGAAAC